AUGAAAGCAGUCGAAGCCGCGGAGGUCACAAUCAAACAACAGGUAUUCAUAUCGUUGAAUGAAUUGCACACAGCAAAAGCAUUCCUCUUCUCCAGUCAGCUCCUGCUAAGUCGGCCAGCCCAGUACCAACUUAAACUUCCAGCAGCAGACCUUGACAGUCAGCCACAUCAGCUCACCACUACAAACCCAGCUCCUGCCUUCCCAGCUCAGCUCCUGCUACAACAGCAUUACAGAUCAGCUCCUUCUCAGCACAUAUCAGCUCAGCAAGUACCAGCAGCAAAAGCAGCAUCAACACAGGAAUACUGCAUAAGCAGCAUAGCACACAAUCUCCCACACCACUGCUCCAUUAUCAGCAGCAGAAAAGUUAAAGAGAACAGCAGAAAUAAGACCAUUCUGUUUUUGUUGCAUCUGCAGGUUUGGAUCCUGACCUGUGAGAUGCUGACGAUGUAA
Molecule: messenger RNA, 450 nt
Organism: Ilex paraguariensis (yerba mate)
Lineage: Eukaryota; Viridiplantae; Streptophyta; Magnoliopsida; Aquifoliales; Aquifoliaceae
Source: the annotation of a GenBank genome assembly